Messenger RNA from Peronospora matthiolae, 738 nucleotides. The record is from the annotation of a GenBank genome assembly. Lineage: Eukaryota; Oomycota; Peronosporomycetes; Peronosporales; Peronosporaceae.
AUGUACCAGCCGCCUAAUAAUAAAGUGUUACUUCAGGCGCGCUUCUUUGGAGCACGACAGGCGAAACGCUCUCUGCAAGAACAUAAGCAGGAGAUGCGUUCGCUGUCGGCGUCCAUUACUAUGGGUCCGAUACCGGAACACAUUAAGGUUCCUACGUUCAUGGACGGACUACGGCACGGCCCAUCUCGUCAGGCCCUUUUUAGAAAGGUGCCAAAGACGAUGGAGGAGGCAAUUGAUAUUGCCAUGGUUAAGGAGCAAUCCUACAAUAGUGCCUCGGCGACAGCUUACUAUAAGCCGUCGGCCGAGAAGUCGGAAGCCACUCCUAUGGAGUUAGGCAAUGCAGAUGUUAUCUGCCACCACUGCGGCAAGCGCGGCCAUGUGAAGGCACGCUGCUAUGCCAAAGUUGCUGCUGGGGCUAAGGCGUCCAGCAAAAAGGCCCCUUACCAGAAGGGUGAUGGCAAGGGACCGUGCACGACGCACGGGUUCAGCAUCAACCACUUCGGGUUCGAGAAAUGCGGGAGCGCAGUAGGGUCGGGAUGCCCUACCGACGCGGACUCUGAAGCUACCCCUAAGUUAAGAGUGAUCGAACAAAUGGGUAGCAUAGUAUCUGAGGUUCCGAAAGGUCGGACCUCAACCCUUUUGGUCUAUAGCGCUCGAAUUCGAGGCUAUGACCAAGUGAUGACCCUUCUCGUAGAUUCGGGUGCAUCACAAAAUUUUGUGAAACUAGCGACUUUCUAA